UCACUUGCCGACUGCUAUAUAAUCUUUCUACGCCAACGCCUUCAAAUUCAUCUUCUUGAAUCCAUUCUUACAUUGUAUUCUAAGAUUUGUUCGAGUUUUCUUUUUCACAAUGUUUCUUGAGGCAAUUUCUGCUGUUUCGUGUUCGGGUUUAGGAACCUUUUCGAAUUCGAAUACCAUUUUGAGCCCAUCAUCUUCUAAUUUGAAUCUUGUUUUGCCAAAAAAGCGUGGAAAUGGGUUCGUAGUUUACGCUGAAAAGGCUAGUGUGCCACUAACAGGUGUGGUGUUUCAGCCAUUUGAAGAGGUUAAGAAAGGUGAUCUCAUGGUCCCAAUAGCUCCUCAGCUUUCACUUGCCCGCCAGAGGUUUUCGGAAGAGUGUGAGGCUGCAAUUAAUGAACAAAUCAAUGUGGAGUAUAAUGUGUCGUAUGUGUAUCACUCCAUGUACGCGUACUUUGACAGGGACAAUGUUGCUCUUAAAGGCCUUGCCAAAUUCUUUAAGGAGUCCAGUGAAGAGGAAAGAGAACACGCCGAGAAACUAAUGCAGUACCAGAACAUACGAGGAGGAAGAGUGAAAUUACAUACCAUUACAAUGCCCCCGGCAGAGUUUGAUCAUAUUGAGAAGGGUGAUGCACUAUAUGCAAUGGAGCUUGCUUUGUCCUUGGAGAAGUUAACUAACGAGAAACUUCUGAACCUACACAGUGUGGCCGAUCAAAACAACGAUCCCCAGAUGGCAGAUUUUAUAGAGAGCGAAUUUUUGGAAGAGCAGGUUGAAGCGAUUAAGAAAAUUGCAGAAUAUGUUACUCAAUUAAGGAUGGUUGGGAAAGGACACGGAGUAUGGCACUUCAACCAGCAGCUCCUUCACAAUGGCAACGGUGCAGUAUGAAGAUGCCUCGUAUUGUUUGUUUUCUGUCUCCAUGUAUCAGUUCUGAGUUGUAAUAAGUGUUAGUUCGACUUUCUAUUUUCUAGACAAUGUUGUAGAUUGGAUCAAAACCUGAAGCUUUGUAAUGUCUGUAAAAUAGAAAACCUUGUACUAGAAUAAUGUUUGAUUAAUCUUUGUUUAAAGAUAAUGCUCUAUUUACUAAUCUUA
Messenger RNA from Olea europaea var. sylvestris, 1084 nucleotides. Its product is annotated as ferritin-3, chloroplastic-like. Gene Ontology annotation, biological process: intracellular iron ion homeostasis; iron ion transport. The transcript has 8 exons. Gene Ontology annotation, cellular component: cytoplasm. Gene Ontology annotation, molecular function: ferrous iron binding; ferric iron binding. The record is from RefSeq and is a predicted model, not a curated record. NCBI's taxonomy places the organism in Eukaryota, Viridiplantae, Streptophyta, Magnoliopsida, Lamiales, Oleaceae. The coding region runs from base 110 to 880 and encodes 256 amino acids.